This is a messenger RNA of Dimorphilus gyrociliatus, 1004 nucleotides long. The record is from the annotation of a GenBank genome assembly. Lineage: Eukaryota; Metazoa; Annelida; Polychaeta; Dinophilidae.
UGGAAAGCCAUUGUCAGAAGUAACAAAGUUAAACCGAAAAUAUGCUUAUAAAGAAGAUAAAACAAGAGGAUUUGCGUUGAAAAAAGAUAAAGUGACGUAUUCCAAGGCGUUAGAAGGUUGUAUGGAAGAUAAUUCCUAUUUGGCAAUUGAUUCACCAAAUUUCUUGAAAUCAUACCUAAGAAAAGAAACUGAGGCAAAUAGAUUCUGGAGAGAAGGUUAUCGAGCAAAAAGUUUUUGGUAUAGUACAGGGAAUUGUUCCGUCCCAAUUAAAUCUGUUAACGAUUCUUGUACCUUAUCGAACGAUCUGCGAAUAAAAUGGAAUAGAAAUCUCGAAAUGAAUGCGGAACACACAAGCAAAUUGUUCGACUACGUUUGCGAAAGGGAACUUCCAAGUUCAGUGUUAGAUUGUGCUGAAACGUGUGAAUAUUGUACAAUAGAUGAAAGCUUUCAAAGCGUAUGCAUUUGUCCAAAGGGAAGAUUAGGGUCGCAGUGUCAAUGGCCAUGCAUGGGAAAUUUCUUUGGAGAAGAUUGCAAUACUCCAUGCGGCAAUUGUAAAUUUAACAAAUGCAAUAGUAAAAGUGGAAAAUGUUUAGAUAAUUGUCAAGAUGGUUGGAUGGGAGAAAAUUGUAACAGACAAUUAAUUACGAAUACUACUGAUAAUGUCCAACCUACAAUAAAUACAAAACUAUUAGCAUUCAACAGAAAAGGAAACUCAACAAAAACUAACGAAAAAGACGAUCUAUCGGACGGGACUAAACAAGAUAUCAUAAUAGGUAUCGUUGCGGGAACAGUAUGUAUCGCAAUAAUUAUAUUAAUAGGAAUUUACGUAUACGUUAAAAAAACAACAGUUCGCGGACAAGAAGUCUUUUAUUAAACUCAUUACCUUUCGACAAUUAGUAAAUAACUUACCAAUUUAUUAUUACCUGGAUUUAGACUUGUAAUUCAAAAUUAUUCAACUCGAUGAUAGAAUGUGAAUUGACAAGAUCUCAAAAGAAUACUUUUCU